Atta colombica is the source of this 2284-nucleotide messenger RNA. Its product is annotated as golgin subfamily A member 7. Gene Ontology annotation, biological process: peptidyl-L-cysteine S-palmitoylation; protein targeting to membrane. The record is from RefSeq and is a predicted model, not a curated record. NCBI's taxonomy places the organism in Eukaryota, Metazoa, Arthropoda, Insecta, Hymenoptera, Formicidae. The transcript is spliced from 4 exons. Gene Ontology annotation, cellular component: palmitoyltransferase complex. Bases 191 to 715 code for a protein of 174 amino acids.
GUUGCGGAGUCGUAGGGUCUGUUCGUAUACGUGCAGACGACAGCGAUCCUUUGGCCGAUUUUUCGAGCCUGAGUCCUCGUCGCGUCGAUUCACAUCGAAGAAAUCACGAUAACCGCGAGCGCGACAGCAACGGUCGAGCUCGGCUUUCGUCGGGAGCGUACGGCAACCAACCGGCAAGACGAAGCUCAAAAUGCCACUGAGCCAGAGCUCGAAGAAAACAUUAUGUGUACUGCCUGAAGAGAUUAUUUACGAGAGAAAAGGUAAUCAUGCUGCCCUCACACCGCUGGAAGACAUGUCCGCGGGACGAGGGCAGGCAGGUGGAGGGCCUCCUCAGAACUGUGAGAAAGUUUUUAUACAGCGCGAUUACAGUGAAGGUACUAUGGUCAAGUUCCAAACACGGUUUCCUACAGAAUUGGAAAGUAGAUUAGACAGACAAUUGUUCGAGUAUACGAUCAAUCAGUUGAAUAACUACUUCGCUGAGGCAGAGCGCGCCAGUUGUUCUACAUACUGCGAGAGCUGCCUGUACUGUCUCACAGGUUAUCUGAUAAGCAUAUGUACCGAAACGCAUUAUGAAAAGUGUCUGCGCAAGGUCGCCAAGUUCGUCAGCGAGCAAAACGAUCGAGUGUACAAGCCACGUGGCCUCCUGCUAACAGAUCCAACAACACGCGGGCUCAGGCUAAUAGAGAUCUCGGUACUGGAUAGACCUGCGUCGUGACUGCAUAUUAGCCGAUCCAGGGAGUUCUUCAUGUGACCCCCCGUGCAGUAUUCUGGACAUUAUGUCGCCAGAAUCACAGACAUGCACGCGCUCGUGAAUGCCUGUCGGCACAAUUAUGGGGCAUACCGGUUAGUUUGAAUUCUUUUCACAAGGUGCUGAAAUUCUGCAAGGCUUGAAAGAAGAAAUUUUCCGUCAACGAUAUCUUGUAGGCCGCAAAUUGCUCAGGUGCACCUUGCAUGAUUAAUCUUGCCGAACACGCGUGUAAUGAGUCAAAGCUCUCUUGUCGUCGGGCCUCAUACUUGGUUCUGAAAAAUAAAUUUAGAUUGAUUUGGUGAUCAGAUCUGUAAUACAUGUGUAUAAAAAUCUGCGAGAAAUAGGAAUGUGGAAAUGUGUGUGGUUGAUUUGUAGAAAUUUCGCACUGUUAGAUCUAUCAAUAUAAUUGUAACAAAGCAAGAUUAUACCAGGUUGGUCUAAUUGUGGCAAGAGAGUCUCGUGUUCAUUCGCAUUCGUGAUGUCUCAAUCCUAAAUGGCAGCGUUCUCAAAGGAGAGCGUGUAUUCAAGCGUGUAGAUGGGUAACAAAGCCGUGGCUUCUAUAAAUUCAAUUUUCUAUGUGCGUACACAAAACAUAUAACAUACGAAAGUAUAUGAAGUAUAUGUGGCGAAAUAGGGUACGAUAGGAAAGUGGAACUUCGUCUUCAUAAAUGUUACUGAACGAUAUCAUGAACUUACCAUAAACCGCUACUUUGAUUUGUCAUAUAUAUAUAUAUAAUGGGGUCUACAUAUUUUUUUACUGUUCAUUUAUGAUUUUAUCGUAUCACCUGCAUUUAAUGAAUGAGAUGCGUGUCAGCGUGAAUUAGCAAAGAGAUGGCAUUCGAUGUUAGCGUUUAUAGUAUUUCGUUCAAGUUUCGUCGAACUGAGAACCUUGAUUACGGGCGAGUCUUGUUCUCUACGAAUGCUGACGAAUGAAUCUCCGAAUUCUCAUCUUCCGCAAUGUAUCUUCCAUUGCGUUUAUGUAUCCGCGCGUAUAAAGCAUAAAACUUUCUCAUAUACGUAUGUAUUGAAUGGGAUGUUAGUUCGUCACGCGUGUUGGUCUCUCGAUAGCAAAGAUGGUAGAUUUGAUUGGAAUUAUUAGCACAAACAUUUGUCGCGCCGAGACAAAGAAACCCGAGGAUUGGCUAAAAAAAAAAAAAAGAAAUUAUGUAAAAAGCGGUGAUCUAUAAAAAAAUAAAUUACAUUACAAAUUGAUUAGCAUUGUGAUCAAGACAAAAAUCGUUUACGAAAUGCGAAAAAAUUUUGUACAUUUUAGUCCGUUCUCUUAGUUGAAACUGGUCACCCAAUGAGACGCUAGACGCUUUUCAUAUUCCGUUCCCGCUAAUUAGUUGUAAACUAAUGAUCUCAAACGAUACAACGAUACAACACCAUGUUUAUCUUUAUUUUUUCUUACGCGUUUUGGGAGCCUAAAGUAGCACGCAAAAUACAACGCCACGAAGUGGUCUUUUUUUGGCACGACGAUAACUUUGAUUCCAACAUAACAUAAGUCUCACGUAGAGAACGGUACGAUAUACACAU